AUGACCGUAUUCGCCAAUAUGAAGGCAAGCGUUGUCGAGAAAUUCCGAGCCGCGCGAGAGUGGUUCAAAGCCAAAUUGACCAAAGAGACCACAACAACUCCAGAGACCAGAGGUGUGACAAUUAGUCAGCCUACCAACUUUCGCAGACAGGAAAUCCACUUCGAAAUCGAUCAUGAAGGCAACGCUGUGAUGGUCGAAGGCCCAGCUGACGAGCAACGUGAUCCGCCACCACAUGCCAUGUGA
Molecule: messenger RNA, 243 nt
Organism: Exophiala xenobiotica
Lineage: Eukaryota; Fungi; Ascomycota; Eurotiomycetes; Chaetothyriales; Herpotrichiellaceae
Exons: 3
Coding region: 1-243 (80 amino acids)
Source: RefSeq, a predicted model, not a curated record